AUGGCCAUUUUCAGAGGUAAGAGUGCAAAGAAAGCACCCACAAAGGCAGGACAAAUAGAUGUCAAAAUAUCUUCCAAGGAUGCCCAACAAUUCAAGAUGCACACUGCCAAUGUCCAUGAUCCAAUUUUAAAAGCCGUCAAUGAAGAUCAACCUUUUGAACAAGCAGCAAGACACGAUAACAGAAGACCAUCAUAUUUGAGUCAAGAUUCUGGUAACUUGAAGGACAUUUUCGGUAAUCCAAUCAGACAAGCUGAUAUGUCCAACCCUACCAGAGAAAGAAACGAACGUCCCUUGGACACUAUUAGAGGAUUUGAAUAUGCCAUUACUGGUGAUGUAGGAUAUCGUGACCAGUUGGAAUCUCAUAGAUUAGGAUGGGGAUUCCACGAAGAUUUUCCAUAUUACAAUUUGGCUAGCGGCAACCAACAACGAAGCAAUGAAUUUUCUAGACCUGUGAUUAAUUUCGAUCAACCGGUGUACCAAACUGGAAACUAUAGUGCCAGUAGUUUACAAGGAGACGGUGGUAAAAAAGCCAAGAAAAAGAGAGGUUUAUUUGGAAGAAAGAAGUAG
Molecule: messenger RNA, 567 nt
Organism: Spathaspora passalidarum NRRL Y-27907
Lineage: Eukaryota; Fungi; Ascomycota; Pichiomycetes; Serinales; Debaryomycetaceae
Exons: 1
Coding region: 1-567 (188 amino acids)
Source: RefSeq, a predicted model, not a curated record